Messenger RNA from Daphnia magna, 9811 nucleotides. RefSeq names its product mucin-5AC. The record is from RefSeq and is a predicted model, not a curated record. NCBI's taxonomy places the organism in Eukaryota, Metazoa, Arthropoda, Branchiopoda, Diplostraca, Daphniidae.
GAGCUAUUGCCAAAAUUGCUGAAGUUGUUCAUGGAGACAUGGAAAAAUGGCGUCUGUCAGUGAAUCCUGUAACGCCGUCCAUGAUAAUUUCUUGGCGUCUCAGGAUAAAGUCGGCCUAAUGCCGGCCUUUUAUCAGGUACUUCAAUCUUGCCUUAAGGAUCCUGACAAGAAUUAUCAGGAGAAAGUAGAUGCACUUCUUAGAGCGUGGGAGACAUUAGCUUCCUACACCAACCAGUCUUCCCCAAGAGAUAAUGUUGAUUAUCUCACAGAAAACUUGUACAGGGAUACGCUUAUGCUGGUUUUACGAGGAGAAUGGAAUAAACUUCCACAAGCAAACAAAACACAUCUAAAUGUCACCCUUCAGAACACCAUCUCCAACCUGUCUAAAACACCCGCCUAUACCCUAUGCCAGCAUGUGAUCCGCGUGGUCAAUAACCCAUGGAACGAUCCGACACUGAAAAAAAUCAUCGACGGUGAAUCGAUCAGUGAAUCAGAAGGGCUUGAGUUUUGUUUGGCGGAAAUGCCAACGCUUCUGACCAUCCGCCUCGAUAGGCUAUGCGAUGAUAAGUGCAGAGACAUCGCGCUCAGACUAGUGGCAGUCUAUAGAAAAUGCUUACAGGACUCUUCAGAUUCUCGGUUUUUGGAGUCUUGUGCAGUGUCAUUUCAAGAACAGUGGCUAGAUUUGCACAUGGCGCUACUCUACAGUUUCAAAAAGAAAGAAGAAGUUAUCGCAAUAUUAAAGCAGCACUCGUUGGAAGACGGCUAUAACUUAGUAAAGCGCCUCAUCGACAAGCAUACGUCGCAAAUCCAUGCACAAAGUAGCGGGAGUAGUGGUAUUAACCGAAUCUGGCGGCAUCACAGUUUGAAGACUGCCGAAUUUGCUAGCCAGUGUUUGCUUACCACGGCUUUGAUUAUAUGUCCUCCUCCGAAUUGCCUCUCAUCACUAGCCAUUCAGCUUGUGAACCUGCAAAAGACGAUCGGUAACUCAAGCCAAACGGUGAUCGACAUGCUGCAUACAUUGGUAGAUCAGAAUAAACUAAUGACAUCUGCCCACAUGUAUAUUCUUUGCGCGACGCUUUCAGAAGAGCUUCGCGGUGAUUUAAAGUCAUUUUGUAUAGAGCUCUAUGUCAGAGCGGUGGCGGUUGAUCUCAACGACUUGGAAAAUCGAAAGUUAAAUCCAGAAGGAAGUGGAGUAAAAAGUGGUGAAAUUGGUUUAGCAGUUGUGUUCUCUAAAUUGGCCGAAUUGGUCCGUGCCAACGUGAGAAUUUGCAGAGAGAUCGCAUUGACAGCCUUCUCACUUCAUCCCACCAAGGAGCGCUAUGAUAAGCUGGUAGAGCUGGCGGCAUUGACAAUUGAACACGGAUUCAAGUUGGAGUCGGUUGCAACUACCGGAGGAGAGCCAUCUUCAUCACUAACGAUCACUGACUUCAGCCAAGCAAUUAUGGAGCAUGGCCACGGUGCCGUGGUCGGGGAACCGCCACCGGGAAGUGGUGGAGGUCCGGGUGGUGGCAUUACGAAUGACGAAGCUCGCGAUGAAAGCGAAUCCCUGAAUUCUACCUUCGUGAGUGUCAAAGAAGCAUUAGAGGAUGCGGAUAGCGGAGUGGACUUGAAUGACAUUACCAACGGUAUAGGAGAGCAAGAGAUCGGAAGCCCAAGUACGCUAUCCCAGGAGGAGGAAACACAAUCCCCGUAUUCUGAUUCUGCUGCUGCCAUCUUGGGUGUAUCGAAAGCUGUCAUAAACGAUCUUGCCAGUGUGGUGCACAGUGUGCGGUGGGAUGUGCUUACUUGGAAAAUUGGAUGGGAGCAGUUGAAACCUCUCUGCCGGCGUUAUAUGUCCGAUCAGGAAAAUAUGCGUUCUGUCACCAAAGAGCUUCUAUUUCUCAAAAUUGAUUACAAUCGGUUUAAAGACAUGCCGCGACCUGAACGGGAUGAGUUUUGGGGUAUCGAAAAAGGAUAUGAAAACUGCAUGGAGCCAGUGAUGGAAAUUGAAGAAAGAAGUCGGCCCCGCGUCAAAUCGGAACCCAAACGUCAAAAGUCGAAACAUUCAUCACGGCAGGCAUCUGAAAGUUCCAGCCCGUACGCGGAUGAACUGGCUGAGCGCAAAAAAGUACUCAAGAAGAAGACUUGGAUGCGCAAAGUGACGCUGUCGCUCAAAACCUCUUCCGAUUCCGAUAGUAGUAUCGGUUUCAACCAAUCAAAGUUGAAUUCUGAAUCUAACUCAACCCCGGAUGGUGUCAAAAGAUCUGCAAGGAUCAAAGCUAGCAAGAAAACCAAUACCGUAUCUCGGGGUUCAUCUCCUCUUGUGAAAAGAUUACGAGAAAUCAGACCAGAUUUUGGCAGUGCCAAUCAAUGGCAAGAUUCUUGUCCAGUCACACAAACCACUCGAUCUCCUCUCUGCGAGUCGGCAGAUUUAUCCAGCAAUAAUGUUGUACAGCAGCAGCUUCAAUUGUCUCGUUGUUCGUCGUCUUCUUCCUCUACUUCGUCGUCUCCUUGCCACAACGCCGCCGAUCAUUUCGCACCCAUGCUUAGCACAUUGGAUAUGCAACCCAAAGUCAUUUUGACGAGAACGCCAGUCAAUUCGCCAGGACCUUCUCCGGUCAAGAAACCGAACAGCGCUACCAAGAUGUUCCCGGGAGCAGAUGGAAUUUUCGGCUGUCGCGUUCUGUUAGAAAAACUUGAUAAAAUACACGCCGGCGUGGAACGAACCAUGACUAACCUCAAAGGCCUUGAUCAUGUACAGGUCAGACCACCUCCUACCGCCGUACACAUGGUGCAGCUACGCAACCUGCCCGCCAACAGUCGACUCGCUACUUCUAAUGGAUUACCCAACAACGCAGAUGGGAACGGUGAUACCAGUGUCAACAAUAAUGGUAGCGCGGCGAGUGUCCACCGACAAGAGCAACAGCAGGAACAACAUCAACAAGAAGAAGCCAGUAAAGCGCCCACUUCUUCUGCAUCUUCCUCCUCACCUGGUAGCGGUGAAGCACCGCCGUUCACAAGUACACCAAGUGUCCAAAUCACUGCUGCACCAUCUGGCAGUGGCCCUGGCUCUACCAGAAAUGUUGCCGAUCCAGAUCCAGUGACGUUAGUUUCGACUCCUUCGGUUAGCAUCUUCCAAGUGGCCCAUCGGCCUGCAGGCAAUAAUACCGGUGCUGUCUUACAGCCUGUUGCAGCCGUGACGGGUUUCAAUCCGCCAAACCCCAGGGUAAAAACCCCGGUAGCUUCACGAUUGCCAAAAGGUUCCAGAAACGCUGCGUCAAUUGUUAGACCUUGCCUGGAUGAUCUGCCUUCCGUCACUUUAUCGCAAAUGUUGGCUCAGUCACCCAGCAUCGAUAGUACAGAAGCGAAUUCACCUCAUUCGCAGCUUGUUGCUACGUCCAACGGACCGAAUCAAUCGCCAGGAACGACUUCGCUUGCAACGAAACAGACUUCCCAGUCAGGAACUACGCGAUCUACACGGGUCCAGCGAUCCAGGGGAGAACCAAGUAUACCGCCCAGCCCAGGCGAUGGUACAGUCGUCUCAUCCACAGUGUCUGUUGCGAGCAACUCGCCACUUCCCUCGGAUAUUAGCUCUCCUUGUCGAGUUCCCUUGGUCAAAUAUGUUGAUUUGGAUAUGGUGAGCAGCCCCUCGCGACCGAGGCCUGGAAGUACCACCGGGGUCCGACGUCAUAGUCAGGGAUCCAAUUCGAACUCACCUGAUCCACAUAGAUCCACCACAGCCAAGGGUCAUCGAGCAGCAGCUGCUGGACAGAAUCCAUCAAGUCCUGCGUUAAGCAGCCCACAGAGUCCGGCUCUUCAAGCUCCACCUAGCCCGCUGUCGUUUCGCAAACAGCAGCAACAUCAUCACGUGUAUCGACAACAGGAAAAUAAGGUGAUGACCAGCGAUAGACUGGCGUCACCAAGUCACCCGUCGCAAUGUUCGUCGCCAUUUUCCCGGCCAUCAAGUCGUUCCCAGGAUACUAGUCCGAGUCCAUCAGAGGUGCUUAGCGGAUCAAUGUUUCCGCCAGGAUUUCUUCCUUACGGCCCUUCGGGGGAUGCGGGAUCGAAUUCGAACCAUCCCGGAGCUAGCCCAUCUCAUGGAGCUGCAACAUCCGCCAGUCGCCUAUCCAAUUUCGGCGCAAUUUCGCCUAGUCAGUCUAAUGCACCGAAUUUCCCGUCAGCUCUCCCAAAGUUUGGACAGGCUUUCGGAAAAAAGAGCCAUUUCGACGUCAUGCCUGUACUAGGAUCUAUGAGCUCUGCUCCAGCAGCUGCCAUAACAACAGCCACAUCUUUAACUCCUGUCCCGGCCUUGCAAGAUCCUAAUUUACAGGUUACACGCAUGAUUAAUAGUGGCUUAGGAGGCAACAGCUUUGGCGAUAGCAGUCGCAGAUUUGUCGAGGAAUCACAUAGUCAAUCUGAAGAAGAAGGAUUAGGAUCCAAACUUCACUCGCUGCUGGAAUCCGCCCUCAACGGACAGAUCAGCCGAUCACCCACAAGAGGUCUCCCCCAAACCCAGCAAUUAGUGACGGGCAACCCUGAAAUGCUGCUGUCGGACUCGGCGCCUUCCAUCAGUCCUCUCGUAGGCGGAAUGGACUCCCAAUCAGGAAGUGAUAUGGCCGGCAGUGGGGGUUCUUUAUCGGAACAGUUGCGCGAAUUCGAGUCGGUCUUUGAACGUGUUGCUGCUAGCACUGGAGGCAGUCACUUGCAGAAUCAGCCAGAUCCUUGGUCGGAACUUGCCAAUCCCGAUGAUGGAUCGUACAUGGGAGUCGGUCCGGUUGAAUUUUUAGCACCAUCAUCCACCUUUUCCGAAUCGAUGGACGUGUCUGAAGCGUCUCCUACUUCGCCGAAUUCUGCCGACGGCCCUUUGUCGUGCCAGCCGGAAGAGGGAGGGUCAGUUUCAGCGGUCCCUGUCAACGGGAAAGGUGCGCCACUGAUGCAGCUCCUCACCGUCGCCUCAGCUGCCCGCCAAGCGUUGGAAGACGAAGAAAAGGAAAACGAAAUCGCCACUCCGUCUCCGAUAGCUUGUCUCGAGGUCAAGGUGGAGCCCAUCGUGGAAGAAGCGAUCAAUGAUGAAACGGGUGAUAACAAAGACAGGCAAGACCAAGGAGAAUUGACCGACAAUCAGCACAUCUCGGUGCUGUUCCCCACCAGCAGGGUAGUGUCACUUUCAACCGUUUUCUCGGGAUCUAUUAUGGUCAAUACAACGGAAGCUAGUCAACCUCCUGCCACGCCGUUACCUAGGAGCACGACGCCGCCGAUAGGUUCCGUUAAACCGGAAGUACCGCCCAAAAAUAAUCGAAAUAAAAGCUUCCCGAAAUCAAGCCCGGUAGUCAGUCCAAGCGCUAGCGGAAACACGACUCCAAACAAAGCGACGCCAGUAGCAACGACAUCGGCUGCUACUUCAUCAGCGAGUCCGGCUGCUAAUAAAGCUCCUCAAAAAGCGCACGAUGACGAACACACAGUCCUUAGAGUUCAAGCCAUUUUGGAAGAAUACAAAGAACAGUUGAGAAACUCACCUGAUCUUCAGAAUAAGCCGGCUCCGCGAAGACGUUCCAAUCCUCUUCCGUCUCCAAACGCGACGCCAAAGAGGCGAAAGUCGGUGCAGAGUAAGGUGAAGUUACUCUCCCACCAUGCACGGCCUGCUGAAACAAAUUCAGAUGGAACGCCAAAUGCUAGCAGCAGUGCAGAUUCCACGCCGACCACGAUGACCGAACAACUGUCCGGAUCUUCAAAUACGGACAUUAUCCCUAGUACUCAUCCAGCAAUAGAGUGCGUUAAAACGGAACCGACGACGUCUCCGCCAACCACGACCACCACUACUACUACCACUACUCCUCCCAUAACGGCAGCAGUCAAAGCGGAAACGCAAAAAACUGAAGGCACAACGUCUGUCCAGAUGCUGAGUACAUCUGCCGGAAUCCAAUUGUCCAUCCCUGUAAGCGCUGUGGUGACCAGCAGAUCGACCGCUUUAACUAUUACGAAUGACGGAGCGACGAGUGCAAUCACUUCUAUUCCACCAGGAACAGGAAUAGCUACGACAGUCACCGUUUCGUCAGCUUCGGCAGCUUCGGCAACUCCACUUACUUCGUUAGCCGGCGUGUCGACUGUUCCUAUUGGCAUGCUUCACCAACAGCUACUUGUUCAAUCCGGAGCGGGUGGUGUAAGGCAGCUUCUUUUCCCGUUGAAUUUUUCUUCAGCUCGCGGUGGUACAUCGGCUCCCCGAUAUAUUCAAGUGCGGCAAGUCACGAUGAGCGGCCAACCAGGUGUACUCAGUUUCCCAGCUCGAUUCGGAACUCCGAUCACAAUGCGAGCUGUUGCGCACACUGCCGUCAACGUGACGCAUCCAGGCCAGCAGCAGACUCAGCAAGGUCAGGAGCAGAACGCCACGUUUCCCGCCAAAUCUGUUGUGACUGGAGACACGCAUGUCAUACUCUCUUCCGAGAUCCCAAUCGCCAACCAGUCUUCCGCUGGUGGUACUGUGCCACAGAGGAAUCCCUCGUUUAGCGCAGAACUGGAAUCGACAACGACAUGCUCAGCGCAGGCGAGCACUCCAAAGUGCGAGGCUAUUUCAGUAGUUACUGUUCCAGUUACCGCACCCACUACGACUAGUGUCCUGAGACUGGUACCACAGUGCGUGCCAACAGUCAAUAGGGUUAACCUGCCCGUUCCAGCUGGUAUUGACGCCAAUGCCUUGUUGGCGACGACUGCAACUUCCACCUCCACCCCACCCUCGGUGCUGGCCCCUGCAGCUGAGGAUUCACCAACUGUCGCCGCUACCGUCGUGGAGGAGGCAGAUCAUGGCAAGUGGAGUGAUCAAGGUACGCCAAGCGGCUCCAGGAAUUCAGUGGAUGGAUCGGGGACACCAGCAGCCGAUGAAAAACUUCUCAAUGACGCAGAGACUGGCGUUUCCGAAUUUUUGCCGUGUGCCGAUUUCAUGGGACCGGGAAUUUCACCUUCGCCUUGUUUCAGCCUUUCAGAUUCACCAUUAGGAUCGCAGAACUCGUCGCCAGUCACGUCACCGGCCACCUUCCAGGCGUCUUCAACCGAUGAGGAUUCCAACGGGCUAGUUACAUCUGGUGACGGAGAUUUGGCUCUGUCAGGUGGUCCUCGGAAAACAUCCAAGUCAAAAAUAUUAAAGCGAAACAUUAAGCCCCGUAUGGUCAUGGUUCGCAAGGAUCAUGGGGGAAUGGAGUAUCGGCGGAUGAGUGACGGUGAAGGCGGGCCGGCCGUCAUACGCAAUGAUCGGCGUACGUUAGGCAAAAGGUUGGCCAAUAAGCAAGCCGCCAUUGCCGCGGUGGCCGCUGGAGCCGCAACUGAUUGCAUCAACUCGCCUUCGCCCGCCCAGCCUGAAAGUCGGGAAACGUUGCCCAACGCUCAAUCAUCUCCAUCCUCGAAGCUUGUUUCUGAAGAUUCUGAAUCUAACAGAAUGGUGGUCCAAGCCGUCAGGCUUGUGAUUAAAAAAGAAGGGGACAUUUCCGUGGUGACGUCAAAAGUAGAGUCGGCGACGACAACAACUAAACAAGCGGAAUUGACAAAGAGUGAACUGAUGAAACCGCGACAACAAGAUCAGAACGACUUGUCUUCCACGUCCAUGUCUGUUGAGGCCAUGAGUAGCGACCCCUCGAUUAAAAAAGAACCACCAAACGAGGAGGAUACUAAUGCUAAUACGGCAUCAACCGAUACCUCAGUUGAGAUGGAUGAAUACAUUGUACGACCUAGACGUUGCGGUCGUUUGCAGAAAGAGGAAGUUUUAAAUCAACACGAUCCCGAUGUCUGUCCUCUAGAACGCGGUAAGGCGAAACGUAGAUCGUCGGUUCGCACCAACGUCAAGAAAAAUUGCCCGUGUUGCGUUUCCGUCAGCGAAGGUCGCAAACGAACUAAAAGUGAACCACUUGGCGUGGAUAACGCGUCUCCAGAACACACAGGGCCUGCCAAGAAAGCCCUUGUCAACGCACUGGCAUCUUGCGCUGCGGCGGCGGGUAUGAUUUCGACGACAGCCUCUACGACCGCCGUAUCGACAUCAGCUCCUACCCCAGCUCCUACACCAGCUGCCAACAGACCAAAAACGACGAAAAAAUACGCUCAACGCAAAAGAUGAGGGUUUGCUCCUCAGUCGCUGGCAUGCGCUUGCCCCCUUUCUAAUUGAUAAGUACUCUUUUCUCUUUUACUGCUACUAAAGAAAACCAACCAAACUGUCAUCGAGACAUUCCCGCGGUCUAAUUUCCCCACCAUCUAGUCAUUUAAGAUUAUGUUCGUCAUCUGAUCCGAUUUGACGUAGAAAGGACCUCUUCGUGCCACUGAUAUUUUCACUCGAUCCCCGUUUUUUUGUCCAUACAGCGUAAAAAAAAAAAAAAAAAAAAAAAAAAAAUGUGUCCCAAAAUUUUGACCUUUUUCACCCUCUCAUCCUCGUUACGGCGUUUCCCUAGCUUUUGCGUCUCCAAAUUUAUACAACUGAGCGUUUGUCGUGACCCUGUCGUUUAGGUUUAGAAUUAAGGUUUUGCGUUUCUCAUAUAAAUUUCCUUUUUUAAGAACCGAAAAAGUUAGUUUCCGAUUUCCCUUCGCCGUACCUCUUCCCCUUUGCAGUUAAAUCAAGUUGAGUGUAUCUCACGUCUUCAUUGAGCUCUCGAGUUUUCAAACUCCCUGCUUUAUAUCAGUGUCGAGUAGUACUCUCCCACUCCUCCCUGGAUAGGGAUUUAAAAAAUUAAAAACAAGUAAAUAUUGGAAACAAAAAAGAAAAGGUGGGCAAUUUCUGUCUGUUCUUUUGGUUGUCGUGACUUGUUUAUAUUACCACCUUCGUAUAACUACUACGCCCACCCGAGAAGAAGCUAUUCCUUGAAAGGUUUCAUUUCGCUUAUUAUGACGAUGGAAGGGGUUCUAUUGCCAGCCUGUGAUGGAUCACGUGCUCAAACACACACACAAAAAGAAAAAUUGACAACAGCAACCUGUGGGAACUUAGCUAAGGAAUAAGAGUUUCAAAAACGCCGAGCGUGUGACGAUGAGAAUGAAGAUAGAGAGUGUUGAACAUUUUGGUGUCCUCCGGCCACACAUAAAAUAUCGUUAUUUCUUGUUUAAGUGUUAGGAAAAGAGGAAAACAAAACAAAAAUAAAAACGCAAAUGAAGCCGAUUGGAAGUCGUCGUUCUGUUCCACUAUCUCUCUUUAAAUCUUGUAUCUUCUCUUUUUUACACACAUUUAUCUGUGUCUGCAGGUCACGCCAAAACGGGGAUUUUUCUACAUGUAUUAUAGCACAUUUCCAUUGGUGACUUGUCUUGUGUGGAAAGCCGUGUUUCAGUUUAAUUUUUCUUUAUUUUUUUUUUUGUUUGUUUUUCUUUAUUAUUACCUUUUUUUUUAACUUCUUUGUCCUUUUUUAAAAAUAUUUAUUAGUAACCGAGUUGUGUUUAUUCUGACUGGAAAAAGAAAAGGUUACAAAAUGAGCCAAUUCGAGAACUAAAUUUACCCCUGUAUGUGUUAUAAACGUCUUGGUCACCCCGUCUCUGCUGUUGGAUGUCUAAAAAUGACUUUUUACUUCUUCUUGAGAAAGGGGAUUUUUCCAUUCCUGAAUUACUCGACAUUUCGUGAGCAUAAAUUCGUGUGUGUUGAUUUUUGUACGUUUACUUAUUUCACUGUAAAACGCGGCAUUACCUUUUUUUGUGUUUUGAUCUACUCCCACCUGGAAUUCUCUGUCCUGAACUGUGCCGUAUUGCCCUCCCUCCCUAAUGUCUCAUUAAAAUUCGUAUGUUGAAUGUGCAACACAUUCUGUUAAUUUUUUUCCGAUGUCAAUUUUGUCCGGCUUUUCAUUGCUCGUAACAAACGAAUAUACUCGCUGGAAAGUUG